AUGACUCUGGUUCCUCAGCCAUCAACGUCAGAGGCAGCGAAGUCUGACUCAGAAAGGUCGUCUCUCGAUGAAGCAGUGUACGGAUGCACCUGCGGUACGCCUGACGCAUCUGUAAACUGGAUCUGUUGUGACAAUGACGACUGCCCGGUGAGAUGGUACCACUGGGAAUGUGCUGGGGUGACGGAAGAACCUUCUGGUGAUUGGCUUUGUUCAAUGUGCGGCCUCAGGUCGACCAAAGGCGCGGAACUGGGGAAACAACGACGGGGAGCAAAGACGCCAAUGUUCCCAAAGCUUGGAAAGACGGCGGCGACAGCUUUCAACGGCACUUUGAAUCGUGAAAACAAGAGUGGACGCGGAGUGGCGGAUAAGACGCAUGUGGGCGCGAAGAAAGGUGUCGCUGUCAGAAAGGCGCCGCCAAAGAAGAAAAAAUCCAAGUGGAUAGGGUGGGUCGAGAUGACUUCCGAAGGCGAAGAGGAACACAAGGAAAGCGUGUUUGCAGCUCAGGGAGCGGUUAAUGUUGCCGACGGGAGGCGGACGAAGGCUCGUGCGACUCAGUCGAUGGAGAGGCCGACAAGGUCGCGAACGCUCGGAGGGACCUCAAAGCAAGCAGCUAAGGGGGAAAAGGGGGCGAGGAGAGAGUCAGAAGAGGGAAAACCGGACGAGGAGGACCGCACGCAGACAGCCGAACCCCGAAAUCAAUACGAAUACCUGGAGCCAGUCCCUCGCCUACCGAAACGAACACCCACGAAUGCCGUCGGCGCGUCAAUCCCCCCUCCCGACGUCUUUGCUGAAGCAACGAACCCGACCACACCAGCACUCAGCACUCCGGCCACGCACUCUCCGGCAAGUGCGCUACCGGAUUCAAGCGAGGACAGCACGUUCGCAAUCACCGUGCGCCAUCCCAGCGAGGUACCUCCGGCGCCUCCUGCGAGCGGGGCGGCCAUGGUCAUCGACACGGAGGAGCAAGGAUGGACGCCCCUUAUCACGUCAGUGGCUCCCGACGGCGGCAGCUCCGUGGACUACUGGUCCUACCGCACGAACACGUGGUGCACGAUCCCGCUCUCUGCGAUUCGGAGCACGCUUCCGCGCCUUCUCUGA
Letharia columbiana is the source of this 1098-nucleotide messenger RNA. RefSeq lists its product as uncharacterized. NCBI's taxonomy places the organism in Eukaryota, Fungi, Ascomycota, Lecanoromycetes, Lecanorales, Parmeliaceae. Bases 1 to 1098 code for a protein of 365 amino acids. The transcript has 2 exons. The record is from RefSeq and is a predicted model, not a curated record.